Messenger RNA from Drosophila mauritiana, 3161 nucleotides. RefSeq names its product insulinoma-associated protein 1b (gene nerfin-1). Gene Ontology annotation, biological process: negative regulation of transcription by RNA polymerase II; regulation of cell cycle process; neuron differentiation. The record is from RefSeq and is a predicted model, not a curated record. Gene Ontology annotation, cellular component: nucleus; transcription repressor complex. Bases 189 to 1595 code for a protein of 468 amino acids. Gene Ontology annotation, molecular function: RNA polymerase II cis-regulatory region sequence-specific DNA binding; DNA-binding transcription repressor activity, RNA polymerase II-specific. The transcript has a single exon. NCBI's taxonomy places the organism in Eukaryota, Metazoa, Arthropoda, Insecta, Diptera, Drosophilidae.
UCCACCGAACGUCAUUCGCAGCACAAACGUCGAGCCGACUGGAGGUCUUCUGCAUAGAGUCCCAGUCCGCGAGGAUCAACGUUAUCAGUUUGUUGUUAAGUUUGCUUAGUUCCCGUUCUACGUUCCCCGUUCUACUCCGUUUUCGUUUUGCCACGUUGAAGUUUUAAGUUGAAAGUCCCAUCGAUGCCAUGGCCCAGAUACAGACACCGAUACCGAUUCCAGCCCCCGCGGAGCCCACUGAAAAGCUCAGCCACCCGCACAGCAUUGGCAUCCAGUUGCAGCACAAGGGGAUGCCCCAUGGCCUGGGCCUGCUGACCACCGUGGCCUCGCUGCCCCCCAAGUACCGCAGUCGAUACCUGAACCUGAAAACCAGGUGCGAAAUACCGCUGGAUCUAACGCUGAAGCUGCCCUCACCACUGCCCAGCAGCGAUGUGCCCAUGGCGGCCACAUUCGCGGAGGUGUACAGCGAAAAUACGAGUGCUAGUUCCAGCGAGGUGCAGGUGGAGGUGUCCAAGGCGGAGGAGCUGCCGGUGAAACCCCCAACACCACCGCAGAGUCCAGCAGGGAAGCGUAAAUUGAGCCGGGAGAGCUAUGACGACGAACAGCCGGCUAAAAUGGCCAAAAAGGAGGACGUUCCGGUGGAAACAGUAGAAGCCACACCAGCGAAACCCGUCAAAGUGGCAGAAUCUGCGCCUAAAACCAACAAGGCCACCACUUCCUCGGGAAAGCCCUCGCGCAAUAAAGCCACUCGCAAGCUGAAGUUCGAUGAGGAGACUAGUUCCCCCGUCUCGGGCACCGUCAUCCGACCGCUCGAAGACAUCACCGAUGGAUCGAUGCAGUACAGCAACGGCGACAUUGACCCCAAGUACAACAUAGUUGAGAUCACUGAGGAGACCAAGGCGGAACUGGCCGCCAUCAAGAACGUGAUCGGGGACUAUGUCUGCCGGCUGUGCAAGAUCAAGUUCGAGGACGCCUUCGGACUGGCCCGGCACAGGUGCGCCUGCAUCGUUCUGCUGGAGUACCGGUGUCCCGAGUGCGGCAAGCAGUUCAAUUGUCCUGCUAACUUGGCCUCCCAUCGCCGGUGGCACAAGCCGAGGAAGGAGGCGUCCAAAAAGGAGAAUCGCAAUACCACCAACCAGCCGGAAAAGCAGCAAGUGGAGAAAAAGUCGGAGGAGGAACUGGCCUUCGAUUGCCAGGAGUGCGGCAAGAAGUUCAAGAGGGCCGCCUACCUGAGGAAGCACCAGCUGACCCAUCAGAAGAAGGAAAAGCCGGUGGACAAGCAGUUGGAAAUGAAGGCCACCACCACAACUAUCACGGGCAGUUUUCACUUCAACCAAGCGGUGUCCACCUCCUCCUCCGCCAGCAGUUCGCACUCCGAUGAGGGCGUCUACGUGGUGGGGUCCAAUGCCAGGGAGAACUACGACUAUGACAACGACUACCUCUCGGACUCCAGCUCCUCCGCCUCAUCUGCGGGAUACGGACGGCUCCAGAUUGUGGAACAUGGCCUCACGGAGGAGGAAAGCAUUGCUGCCGCGGCUCUGACCAACUUGAGGAACUGCGCCUCCGUCAUCCAGCACACCACCAUGGCCCACUGAAAUCGAGUGAGAUUUAUUUUUAAUGUUAAGUUUAGUUUCUAGUUGAACACCAAACCCGAUGCAGCUAAAACAGACCAAAGAAUUAGUUAUAUUCCACGGAAAUUUCGUUUUCCACUUCGUACACUUAGUUAGCUAUACAGUUUAGUUCUUAACCGAUUCAGUUUCGUUCGCAAAAUGAGUUCAAUUCUAGUCAGACUCUAGUUUGUAUCCGUACUUCGGCCCACAUUUCACAGGCAAUUUAGUUGUAACUUAAUUUCUAGUCAGUGAAUCCAAAGAAUCUUGGCACUAGUCAGCUUCAAUACGAUCUCCAAAAGGGUGUCUCUUGUGUACCAGGAAGGCAUUUCAACCAGUCUCUAGGUUUAGCUAGUUUAGAAACUUUUGGGAGUGCAAUGAACCUACAACGAAAGCCAAAGCAACUAACCAAUGAUUUAAAACUAAUACUAUUCUAUCUACUCCUCGUUCAAUUCUUUUGCCCCGACAUCAUUCUGCAUCAUUCAUCACCCCUAUCAUCUUUCAUUCUUCCUACUACUAAUCAUCACAUAGCUUUUCACACUUUCAUACUAAUUUCCUCAUGACUCACUCUCAUCCUGUAUCAUCCUUGCCUUUCUCGCCAAUCAUUUUCCAGUUAAUAUUCUGCCCAAAAUUCAACCCUUUAACAAGUUUUUCAAUCUGGAAAUUUCUCGUCAUUCUAGUCACAAGUUCUUGCAUUCCUUCUAGUCACUUAGGGUAAAUCAUUACUAUAAGUCAGCUUCAGUUCGAUCUUACUAAGUUUGUACAAACAUAUAUCGUUCUUCAAUUUCGGAUACAGCUUUAGUCAUAUUCUGGUUAUAUACCGAAACCAAAAUUCAGGCAAAAUUGUGCAGUAAUAGUGUUUAAGUUCGAAUCAAACCAAAAAGCAAACCAAUCCUAGUUUAUAGCAAAUCCAAGCCCAGUGUUGGUGAACCAAAGUCGAGUGUGAGCUCUAGUCAUUUUAGCCACCUAAGAUACCAGCGGAAUCAGCUUGUUCUCAGUUUAGUUUAGUUAGUUUAGUUAGGCAUAGAAACGGACAUUGGACCAGCGUCUCACUACCAGUCAAAGUAUUGAACAGUACAACCUAGCUAUAAGGGCCCCAGGCUUCAGAACCGGCGGUUGUGUACUUAAAGCCAUAGAAUAAGUAAUCCCCGAUAUCGGGACAAUAUCACAGCGCUAUUGUUCCUUAGCAUCAGUAUGUGUAAAUUGGUUGUAACCGCAGAGUACAACGAAAAGGGAAACUUUCGCUCAAUCUAGGAAUUAACUAACUCUAAGCUAUAUCAUAUGUAACCAUAUCGGUUGAGAUUUUGUGAUACUACAGUCUAAGCUUCAAGUUUACAAGAGAAUCGUUGUGCUCGAUUGUGCAUUAACAAUAAGCUAAGAGGAAACAGGUCUUUGAACCAAGUAUUUUUAUACGUAAUAUACACCCUCUAUUUUUAUACAAGAACAAACUCUUGAGGACCCUUUUUAAUUAUAUGAAGUCUAAGAUGUAAUCGACAUAUAUUUAUCUGAAAACAAUAUAUUUUUAUACAAAACGAAAUCUUGGAAAAACCAUAA